AUGGGAUGUAUAUGUUAAAAAGAAACCAAACAAUAAGAGAUUAAACAAUAUGACCAAAAACUGCAGCAAAUUGUAACAGUUCCAGUCUUGUAUGAUCCAAAAACUAAUCCAAUAAUGAAAAGGAGAUUGCAAUAAGAUGCCCAAUCAGAAUAAAAUAGAACACCAACAAGAUUUUGA
This is a messenger RNA of Paramecium tetraurelia, 177 nucleotides long. RefSeq lists its product as uncharacterized. Lineage: Eukaryota; Ciliophora; Oligohymenophorea; Peniculida; Parameciidae. The record is from RefSeq and is a predicted model, not a curated record. The transcript has a single exon.